AAGAGGAUACGGGUCAGGAGGACGACGUUUCGGAGUCACUACAGUUAAUUUUUGACAUGUUCAGAGUUAACGUGCACCUAGGUUUGGUAAUAUGUCGCUAGUUUGACGUUCUGCCAACUCCCAGCCGCCUGCGUUUGAUCCCAAGAUAUUUCACAAGAAGGGACGUCUCAUCACGUCAACAUCACAAUCAGCCUCUAUAAGUGGCUGUUCAAUGCCUAACACAUCAGAAGGUCAAGGACCGAACCUCUCUGGGCCAGCAGGACCAUCAGGUGUGCAAAGGCCCACCGAUGGGGAGGAGAACCACGGUCUGCUCAGCUCCCUUGCCCGGGACGCUGCAAGGGUAAGGCGGGCUUCCAGUGCCGAGCUGCACCUGCCAUGGACCUGCCCGGUCACACACUCCCGGGAGAAGUUCUACACCGUCUGCUCCGAUUAUGCUCUGCUCAACCAGGCUGCUUCUGUGUACCGUCCCCCGAACAAGCAGGAUGAUGGGCCUCCACUUGUGAAGCCCAAAUCUGCAGCUGGAGGGGCCCAUGUGGGAUCAGAUGGCGACUGUGACAUGGAAGAAGUGUCCUCUGGCAACACUAAGCCUAUUUUGGCCUGGGAGAUUGAUACGACAGACUUCAAUGCCGUGCUCACAAGAAAAACAAGAACGAGCAAUGUGAAGAAAUGCAGCACCAAGAAGAUGAAAUCAUCAGACAGGCCAAGCCGAAACCUGCAAGAUGUCUCACCUCAUGCCUCACUGGAGGAGAUCAAACAGAGAAAAGUGCUAGACCUCAGACGAUGGUACUGUAUCAGUCGGCCACAGUACAAGACUUCUUGUGGAAUCUCUUCUUUGGUGUCCUGCUGGAACUUCUUGUACAGCACUCUGGGUGCAGGGAGUCUGCCGCCCAUCUCUCAGGAGGAGGCGCUGCAUAUUCUGGGGUUUCAGCCGCCUUUCGAAGAAAUCAAGUUUGGUCCUUUCACUGGCAACGCUACACUGAUGCGAUGGUUCAGACAAAUUAAUGACAAUUUCAGAGUGCGAGGUUGCUCCUACAUUCUGUACAAACCACACGGAAAACACAAGACGGCAGGAGAAACAGCUGAAGGAGCCUUAAUGAAGCUGACACAGGGGCUGAAGGAUGAGUCAAUGGCCUACAUUUACCACUGCCAGAACCACUACUUCUGCCCAGUGGGCUUUGAAGCGACGCCACUCAAAGCAGCAAAGGCAUAUAGGGGCCCUCUACCCACAAAUGAAAUGGAAUACUGGAUCUUAAUCGGUGAACCCAGCAGGAAACAUCCAGCUAUUCACUGUAAAAAAUGGCUGGACAUUGUGACUGACCUCAACACACAAAAUCCAGAGUACCUGGACAUUCGUCACACAGAGAGGGGGAUUCAGCGGCGCAAAACCAAAAAGGUGGGUGGAAACCUGCACUGCAUCAUGGCCUUCCAGAGGGUGAACUGGCAGAAGCUCGGCCCCUGGGCUCUGAAUUUGGAGAACCUGCGCCAUGACUUCCACCACUCCGGCACGGAGCGGGCCCACGGAAGCACCGCAGAGGAAAUAGGGGAGAGGACGUCAGCCAAGCGCCUGGCCCACCUGGGACGCUCACACAGUAUGGGAAGUCAGAAAGACACCAGCUGGAAACAUCUGUCCAAUACAGCAGAGUACAGACAGAGGAGCUCCCCCGACAGUGAUCUCGAAGAAGACAUCACAGACUGACAAGGUUCAUUGGGACAUACAGGGGGAGGACUAAAUAACAGAAAUUACAACACAGAACAAUAGUCUUAAGAUACAUUUUACAGGAUAAGUCUGGUGUUAUUGUGUAUUUGUCUUAUUGUUAACAAAUCCCAUGAAAAGACCAACAAUGUGUUAGUUCAUCUCUCAAUACUUAAAAAGUCCAAUUGAAAGCUCAGUUAAUUUCCUAAAACAUCUGGGCUCUGUAAUUUUUAGCAAAUAUUACUCAAACAGAAGUAAAUAGUGCAUUUGUAGGGGACUAUUUUCAGUGGUGGAUAAAUACACAUUUGGUGCUCUAGUGAGUAUUUACAGCAGCAGGACAGUGUGUGUGAUAUUGACUAAAAUAACCUAGUGUGAGUGUUCAUGAUAAUGAAGGAACAUGUCACCCAGUGUGACACUGUAGCUCACUGAUGUGUUUUUAAUCAUUUUUGAGCAUUAUAUGAGCUCUAUGGCACAGAGGAAUAAGCCAUGUUAGGUUUUGGCGACACACAAUCUUUGUUAGAAGGAUCAAUUCAUAGUUGGUUUUGGUCUUUUUUAUGAGAUUUGUAGACAAAAAGAAAAAUAUAGAAUGUCACCAAGAUGUUAAUUCAAUGCACCUAUCAUUUUUGAGGCUGUAUUGUAGUUUGUAGUCUUUUUAAUCGAAAUAACGGUGAUUUUUGAAACAUUGUCUUUAGCCACUUUUGUCAUUUCGCAGUGCCUGCAAAUGACACACCAACUACUUAAUAACAAUUACAUCAGCUGCUACACAAGUGAACCACAUUAAGUUAUCAUUAAGCUGUGUGCGUUAGCUUUAAUAGUGGUCUAUCACUGCUUUUAUAAAAGGGCUUUUGAUGCAGCAUAUUAAGGCGGAAAACUUAACUGGCACACAGAUUGUUGAUGUCUGAGUGUAAAGGUCAUGUAAAAGAAAGGGGAAAAGUCUCAAAAGUCAUGACGACAAACAGUAAGGCAAAAAAAUAAUACACUGAAAAAGAGGAACAGUGUCUUGACAGGGUAUUUCCUCAACAGCACAUUGAACUAUGGCCUCAAAAAUGAACAAUAAGUUAAAGCUCCUUCUGACCUCUUACAGUUGUAAAAAACUGAACUGAAACAUGAGCUUUAUUAGGCCAGGCGGUAUUAACUUUAAUGCACUGUAAGGUGUUUCUGUUAUUUUGUCCAUCCCUGUAUUUAAACCAAAAGAAGGAGAGUAGGUGUUCUUACAUGUUACAGUCACACUACAGGAUUAUUUUUUCUUUCAUUCUAGUGUUAAUCACUUGCACAUUUCUCUGGAUUUAAUUCUGGUUAUAUCUCAUCUUCUCAAACACACCGCAGUGAUACUGUAGGAGUGUACAUUACACUCAACUAGUGAUGACUAGCAAACACAUGAUAUCGACACAUUUGCUGUAAAUUCUGUUUGAAGUUCACACACUUCCAUAAUUCAUUGUACAGGUGAGUGGGCUUGUUUUGCGCCUGACAUACAGUGGUUAGUUCAGUGGAAAUGGUGUCCAGUGAAAGUGUUGUGAAAGCAGCUGACAUUUUGUUGUGCUUUGUGAAACCUAAGACUGUCUCGUAGACGAUCCCAGUUUUUAAAAGACAGGAGCUGUACAGAAGUGAUAGUGGAAUCCCUCAAACUGAUGAAAAUCAUUCAAAAUGUGAACCACAGACAGUGAAGACUGCAUGUUUUAUUUUCAUGUUUAUGUAGAGCCAUAAUUUGUUCUUACACUUUUGUUUUGCACCCCUGUGGUGCCGUUCGUCUUUGACACAACAACAACGUCAUUGUGUACUCACGUGGAUUUGAUGUAGUUAGUUAGUUAUUUAUUUAUUUUCCAAUAAAUUAAGAUUUUUAUAAA
Messenger RNA from Thunnus maccoyii (southern bluefin tuna), 3537 nucleotides. RefSeq names its product basic immunoglobulin-like variable motif-containing protein. The record is from RefSeq and is a predicted model, not a curated record. Gene Ontology annotation, molecular function: DNA endonuclease activity; single-stranded DNA binding. Gene Ontology annotation, biological process: nucleotide-excision repair. Gene Ontology annotation, cellular component: nucleus. NCBI's taxonomy places the organism in Eukaryota, Metazoa, Chordata, Actinopteri, Scombriformes, Scombridae. The transcript has 10 exons. Bases 212 to 1696 code for a protein of 494 amino acids.